UAUGUUUAAUGUUGGUUGCCCACAUUUCCCGCAGGUCUGACCUCUGCCAUUCAAGUGACUAUGAAAAACCCAUUCAACGUGGUGAUUUUGUUCCAGAGAAUCACCCUGCAGUGCAGUUACCAAACCACCUCUACCCAGCCCCCCAUUGUCGUAUGGAAAUACAAAUCGUUCUGCCGGGAUCGGAUAGCGGACGCCUUUAGCUCCAACAGCCAGGAAUCCAUAAUCAAUAACCAACUACAGCAAGCAAACCCUGGAUACAACCCAUACGUAGAAUGUCAAGACAGUGUCCGGACUGUGCGGAUUGUGGCCACCAAGCAGGGAAACACAGUCACUCUGGGUGACUUUUACCAGGGUCGCCAGAUUACCAUCAGCAACUGUAAGUGGUAGAUUUUCUGUAGGCAUUCGAAGCAGUAUCAGUUAUUUUAGAGAGUGCAGUUUGAUAUGUGUAUUGUUAAAGCCAGGUGCUAGUAUAUAGGUUUGUUGUUUGUGUGUGAAUGUGUGCAGUAAUGAGCAUUUCUACCGUCUGGUGGGAGCUGGGGGUGCCACAUUCAGGUGUCUUGUUGGAACUGUCCAUGCUGACUGGAAAGUCCUUUUGCUUGCAAGAGAAGUAAAUGAGUGUUCUCUGUAAGAGAAGAUGGAGUUGCUUUGUGAACUUUUAUAUAUGUUUACUGAUCUUCGGUGAAAAGGUGUCUGCAACUUGUAAAUUCUUUAAACUUGUUGGUUUCUCCCCUUAGUGGCAGAUCUCACCAUUGACAUGACAGCAUGGGGUGACAGCGGUGUGUAUUACUGCUCUGUGUUAUCGUCUCAAGACCUUCAAGGAAAUAAUGAAGCUUAUUCAGAACUGCUGGUGUUGGGUAAGGAAAUUUUGUAUUGGAGGGUGGAGGGUAAUGUAAUCCUGACUUUAUAUGUUAUGGCUCCAGUUUCCUGGCCUCCUUACUGGCUCGCUACCUGGAGAUGGAAAUUAAAACCAUUAUAUUUCAGAUCGUUUAAUUUGUAUUGGUGGCACAAUGUAUAGGGAAGGAAUCCCUUAUUGAUGCAUGGUGUAAUGACAAGCAUUAGAUCACAGAUAUAAUAUUAUGGUUACUUUUAUUCUGUGCUAAUUAGUCAUUGGGCAGUUCUGAUUUCAAACUGCUUGAAAAGCGGACGGUCUUCACCCAGCACUAUUACUACUCUAUUAAAAGGGACCGUCUAGGCACCAAAACUAUUACAUGUAAUGGCUGCCAGGAACGGCCAAAUAUCUGGCCAUGUAGCAUCUGGAGCAGUUAAAGUGGUUAUGGUGACUACAGUUCUCGUUUAAAGAUUUAUUAAAUGACUGCAGAGUCAGGCAAAGCCUAAAAAACUAUAGAAGAGAAUUCCAUAAAAAUGGAAGUGUUCUGGUAGAAAAAAACAGGAGUUGUUGGUGGGAGUGUGAACCAAGAGAAAGUGUAAGUCUUUGGGAAUGUGGAAUGGUCCAUUGUUAUUGGAAGGCUAUGUAGGUUGCAGUACUGUUGUGUUUUCUCUGUGUGGAUUAGGAUUCUGUGUUGAAUCAGGGGUGUACAAUGUAUAGUCUGUGUAAAGAUUGUUGGGGGAUGAAGUACUGGUCAGUGGGAGAUUUGGUGGAUAUGUGUAUCUCUGGCAUUCCAAAUUAAUUUAAUUUUAAUGGGGUGAUCAGAGCAUGAGUAAGACCACUGAGCAAUGAUUUGCAGUAAUAAUGAUGUAAGAUAAUAGUUAUGUAUCGAGCGGUAUCUGCCUGUGGUGAACAGAACCUCACCACAGGUUUUUGGAGGGGCCUGCUUGCCAGCCUCCUGCCAAAGACUAUGGGCUAGGUGAGCAACUGUAAAGACUCAUAUAUUUUAUUCCCCCUGGUUUGGCACUUUCCAUUCGUGCGCAUAGAACCAACCUGGCGGAUGUUCUCAUGGACCAAAACCGCGAAUAGACUUCAGGGGGACUUAGCCGCGAGUGCCCUGGAACUAUUUUAGGCAUGAAGACUUUGCAGGUUCCACAGCGGCACUUAGCCACGAUUCUAUGGAACUGUUUUGGGCAUGGGACCAUGCGUGCGGUCAGUCAAACUUUGACUUCCAGGAAAUUCCUGAACUGACCGGGUGAUUUAUGGAUAUGUUGGUCACCCAGAUCGGGGACAGCGAGACCACAGCCAAGCUGCGGCGGCUAAGGGGCUACAGUGCCUAUGCUGUCCGGUGCGUUGCUUAUAGUACUCCGGGCUGCUAAGCUGCAGCGAUUGACGGAGGCAUCAGGUCGGGGUGCCAGAUUUGUCCAUCACACUGCCCCUUUCAGAGUUGGAAGUGGCAGGAUUUGGAGAAUAGCACCUGACAGUCAGAGCCUGCAGGGUGGAUAUUAAGUUCUGUUGAGUUUCAGAAAGUGGUCAUUCAUCUAGAGAUGGACGAGAGGCAACUGGUGACACAGGUUUCAAGAGGUCGAAAGACAGAGGUAGACGUGGGUGUCAUUGGCAUUGAAGAGUUAUUGACAGCAAAAGACUUGAUCAAGACACCCAAUGCGGCAAUACAUAGUGAGAACAGAAGCAGCCCAAAACAGAGUCUUGUGAAAUACCAACAGACAGCGGUAGAGAAGAAUUUGUCAAAGAAAAAUAGUUCUGCAAAAAGGUUAAAGAAAGAGCGUGAUUGGCCAAGUUUGUGGGGGUGAGCAGAACAUGCUGAUGGUGCAGAGUGUGAAAAGCAGCAGAGAGAUCGGGAAGCAUUGCUAAAGAAUAGAUCCCUUUUGGGUAAAGCUGUGCUUAGAUCAGUGGUUCCCAACCCAGUCCUCAAGUACCCCCUAUUAGUCCAGGAUUAAGAGAUUACUCAAUUGGUAUUUUUAGAAAAAGGGGAAAAAAAACACUUUGGACACAACAGGGUGAUAAUCCCUAAAUCCUGGACUGAUAGAGAGAGGGUACUUGAGGGGACUGGGUUGGAAAUCCCUGGAUUAGAUCAUUGGUUUACAUAUUUAGAACCAUUUUUUGACAAAUACAUACAGAUACACACAUACAAAAAAAGUCAUAAUAACUUAUUUUAUUUUUUUCUGGGGGGUCCACAAUGUUGAUACACUAUGUCAAAGGGUUCCACAGGAAAAAUUAAUUGGGAACCCCUGGUCUAGAGUAACCCAUUGUACAGCGCUAUGGAAUUUUCUGGCUCUAUAUAAAUAUUAUAAUAAUAAUAAUAAUUGAGGUUAAGCAUGGUGACAGCCACAUUACAGUAAGAAUGGAUUAGUGAGGACCUAACAGCAUCAUCGUGUUUUACUCCUAGAAACAUCUACAGUGAAUUCUAUUCCCAGAAGGCAUUGCAGCUAGUUACUAAUAAUUCGCAUUUGGUGGUUGGAGCCCAUAGAGCCUGGUCUUGCAGCAGGUAUUUCAAACCUGAAUGUCCACCAGAGAAUCUCUUCGUAAUAUGGGGUCACAUCUGGUCCAUAAACGAUGGAACUACAGUCACUAGAAAUUGCUAUCACACUGAAUGGUUUUAUUGUUUGAUUUAUAUGUAGUUAGCUGCUGUCUCGCUGCCUGCUGGUUCUAGCAUUGCCUCCAUCUUUUCCACCUCGAAUAUAUUGGAUAAAUUGCUGAAUCAAAAAUGGCUCUCUGUUUUCUAGAAGAUUCUGUCCCUUGUUUCAUUGUUUAAAUCAUUGCAUCUCAUUGAAGUGGUUAUAGUGCCUGGAGUCCUCUGGCGCUGUCCCUGCAUUCAGUGUACUGGUCAUCUCAUUGAAGUGGUUAUAGUGCCUGGGGUCCCCUGGCACUGUCCCUCCAUUCAGUGUUAAACCAUUUUAUUUCAUUGAAGUGGUAAUGGUAACUGGAGUCCCUCAACGCUGUCCCUCCAUUCAAACCCAUUUUUUAAGUAGUUUAACAUUGAAUGAGGGUCACUGGCCACCAAUGGUGUCUAUGUAGAGAUUACAUAUUUCCUGUUAGCCGUAUUAAUUCAUACUAGCAAUGGGAGCUGUGCUAGGCUGUAAGCAGUCAGCUGACACUCUUAGCCAGUCACAGCCGCCCAUUGUGGCUCAGAAUUAUGCUUCCUCAUUAGCCCAACUAGCACAGAGGGUAUAGGCUGCUGAGGGUAUAACGCUUAACACUGAAUGGAAGAACGGCACUGAUUAGUUCAAGACACUAUAAGCACUUCAGUGAGAGCGAGACCUUACAGUGACUACAGUGUCUCUUUGGCAGGGGCCAGUAUAGUUGCACUGCAUGUUUAUCAUUUACAGGUCCUUUUAUUUGAAUGAGUGGCACAUUCAACAUUGAUACAAGAUAUUUAAAGUUUAGUUUGACUGAAUUAUUUUAUAAUUGAUAAUUUAACGAGUUUAAUGUAUGCUCUAAGCACCAUAAUCACUUCAGAACUAGUGGUUAUGAUGCAGUGAAUCCCCUGGGCCUUUCCCAGACUGUUCCCACUGCUCAAUUAUCUGCCAUUUUAGAGUUAAAAAAAAAAAAAAUUAUAUAUAUAUAUAUAUAUAUAUAUAUAUAUAUAAUAUAUAUAUUCAUAUUCUCAUUCUCUCUCCCCUGGCUGUGACUAACACAAUUUCUCUACACACUAAAUUUCUUAGAUUUGUACGGUAGUGGAAUUUGUGGCGCUUGUUUUCUGUAUGUGUGGCUGCUUGGGCUCCCAAAACCAGAGUCUCUUCUUUCUGGUAGUGUGGUUAAUGUACAAAGAAGGGUGCAGGGAGGCAGCAACACUACAGGCUCUGCCUUCCUGCACCCUUCAUUUCUUAUAUUCCCUAAUUGCACAGUGCUUUUAAUUUUGGAAUCGUAUCUCUUGCUCUGUUGAUAGCCUGCUAGAACUUUUUGAAAAUGAAACCAUAUUGUUUUUCCGCAGGCUGUGUCAGUCACAGCCGGGGGAGGUGUGGCUAGGGCUGCAUAAACCGAAACAAAGUGAUUUAACUCCUAAAAUGGCAGAGAAUUGAGUAGUGAGACUGCAGGGACAUGAUCUCUACACCAAAACGCUUCAUUAAGUUGUUUUUGGUGACUAUAGUGUCCCUUUAAGUCCAAAUUGGGAAGUUUGAUGGGAGUGUCCAUUUUAGGAAUAUCACUAGACUGGAAAGACUGCAGAUAAUCGUCAAACUGGCUUAAAAUCGUUUCACUCCUUUCUGUGGGUACUUUGUAACCACUACAACAUGAUGUAGUACUUAUGGUACUUAGAGUACCCCUUUUACAUUGUGUUUCUCCCAUUUUUUUUAUGUCAAAUAAUGUGACAUAUGGUGAAUGGUGGAUGAAAGCAGAUAUAACAGCCAGAGCGCUUUCUGUGAGCUGACAGGAGCAGGUCACGGUCUGUGUGGGUGAGAUGGCAUUUUUCAUCUCAAUUGCGUUAUAUUAUGUAUCAGGUUUAAAGGCACACACUACAGUCUGCAGUGGUUAUGGUGCCAGGACUACCUUGCCUUCCCUCCCCGUUGUAAUUGGAAUGCUGUGUCCACCAGGCAUCGCUCCCUGCCUGACUUUGAAGGACUUGCCUCAUUGGCUUAGAGCAAUCCGAUGGGGCUCUUGGCUAGCCCUUCAUUGAGCUUCUGGCUCUCUGGCUGAGGUAGUGGAGCCGGGGAGCGGCUCCAAAAUGGUAUGACUACUUGCCAUGUGGGGGCGCCUUGGCGCUCCUGGUACCAUAACCACUACAUAGUGCAUGGAGUGUUCCUUUGAGAUUUUAUAGAGCGCACAAUAUAUCAGUGAUCAGUCCUCGUGGUUUGUUUAAUAAAUCUGCAUUGUGUGAUCAUAUCUGAUAUUCGUAGGGUUUGAUGCAGAAAAUCCAUGACUGGGAAAUACUGAUGGGUUCUCAGGGCCUGUAUGUAAAUAAAAGGCAAUGCUUUGUUGCCUACAUAGUACUCUAUAGCUGUAUGCUCUACAGUACCUUGUACGGAUGAAAAAUUCCAUUGUCAUUCUACGUGUUCCCUGGUUAGUGUAUUACUCUGUCGUAUAGGUUUCUAUUUAGUAACCUAUCUUUCUUUUGUCCUCCAGGUAAAACGUCAGUGAUCUCUGAACUAUUACCAGACUUUCAUAUAAGGGACAUGGAAGGUAAUGGUUCUAUGACCACUGCGCCCCUUCCCCGCAACCCCCCCACUCAUCUCCUCCGUAUUUCUAAGUUAAUAUGAGCAUUUCCCCGCAUGAGACUGCUCACACCAUUGGGUUUGUGGCUCCCACACAGCAAUCUGUGUAGCUUGUAACACGUUUAAAGGGACGCUACCUGAAAAAAAUAAAAAAAUAUCUCCUACCCCAGAUAAAGCCUUCAUGUAUAUCACUAAAGGGAAGACUAGAUUUGUAAUCCUGUCCAUAAUAAAAUGAGCUGUUUAGUGAGCUCUCUUGUUUUACAUAUAGCUCUCUCCAUCUGUACAUAUGAUCAGUUAUUAAGAAAAUCGCACUUUAGCUUUGCAAAUGGCUCAUACAUUGUGUGUUUUCAAGGAAGAUUUUUUUUAUAACAGAAAAUAUUUAAAAAGAGAAAGUGGAAAUAGUGGGAGGGCUAAUGUUCUGAUUCUAGAUGGCAUUUAUACAAACCAAGAAUAUGUCUAUAUGAUGGCAUCGCUUGUAAAUGAGAGGCUGCUCCUGUGUCAGUCGAUUCAUUGCAGCUGUCCACAUCACUUUAUAAAGUGUUUUGUUUUCCCCAACCAACCCAUGUGGAAUCUGUAGGAUGUUGUUUAAACGUGUCCCUGUGUUUGGUGAGGGUGCCCGAUCAGACAGACUGCAGUACACAUUCAAUGUGUGAAUUUACUCAGUGCUUUCGUGGUUUAGACUCUUCAUAGCAUGAAGCUUCUUGUGAUGUGCAGUACCAUCUAUUCACUUGCUUUUGGCAUUGAAAAGGUUAAUGAACAUGCCUAUAGUGCAUUGGUGUGAUAUUUGCUGUGUUUUGCUAUAAUGCUUCUCUGCAUCUAAUGGAACUGCUAUCUAGUGCCUUUCUAUGGGGUGAUGGAACUGCUCUCUAGCGCCUGCCUAUGGGGUAAUGUGGAGUGAUGGAAUGAGCAUGGUGUGGGGUAGUGCCUGCCUAUGGGGUAAUGUGGAAUGAUGGAAUGAGCAUGUUGUGGGUAGCGCCUGCCUAUGGGGUAAUGUGGAGUGAUGGAAUGAGCAUGUUGUGGGUAGCGCCUGCCUAUAGGGUAAUGUGGAGUGAUGGAAUGAGCAUGUUGUGGGUAGCGCCUGCCUAUGGGGUAAUGUGGAGUGAUGAAUGAACAUGUUGUGGGUAGCGCCUGCCUAUGGGGUAAUGUGGAAUGAGCAUGUUGUGGGUAGCGCCUGCCUAUGGGGUAAUAUGGAGUGAUGGAAUGGACAUGUUGUGGGUAGCGCCUCCCUAUGGGGUAAUGUGGAGUGAUGCAAUGAACGUGUUGUGGGUAGCGCCUGCUUGUGGAGUGAUGCAAUGAACGUGUUGUGGGUAGCACCUGCCUAUGGGGUAAUGUGGAGUGAUGGAAUGAGCAUGUUGUGGGUAGCGCCUGCCUAUGGGGUAAUGUGGAGUGAUGCAAUGAACGUGUUGUGGGUAGCGCCUGCUUGUGGAGUGAUGCAAUGAACGUGUUGUGGGGUAAUGUGGAGUGAUGGAAUGAGCAUGUUGUGGGUAGCGCCUGCCUAUGGGGUAAUGUGGAGUGAUGGAAUGAGCAUGUUGUGGGUAGCGCCUGCCUAUAGGGUAAUGUGGAGUGAUGGAAUGAACAUGUUGUGGGUAGCGCCUACCUAUGGGGUAAUGUGGAGUGAUGCAAUGAACGUGUUGUGGGUAGCGCCUGCCUAUGGGGUAAUAUGGAAUGAACAUGUUGUGGGUAGCGCCUCCCUAUGGGGUAAUGUGGAGUGAUGCAAUGAACGUGUUGUGGGUAGCGCCUGCUUGUGGAGUGAUGCAAUGAACGUGUUGUGGGUAGCACCUGCCUAUGGGGUAAUGUGGAGUGAUGGAAUGAGCAUGUUGUGGGUAGCGCCUGCCUAUGGGGUAAUGUGGAGUGAUGGAAUGAACAUGUUGUGGGUAGCGCCUACCUAUGGGGUAAUGUGGAGUGAUGGAAUGAGCAUGUUGUGGGUAGCGCCUGCCUAUGGGGUAAUGUGGAGUGAUGGAAUGAGCAUGUUGUGGGUAGCGCCUGCCUAUGGGGUAAUGUGGAGUGAUGGAAUGAACAUGUUGUGGGUAGCGCCUGCCUAUGGGGUAAUGUGGAGUGAUGCAAUGAACGUGUUGUGGGUAGCGCCUGCCUAUGGGGUAAUAUGGAAUGAACAUGUUGUGGGUAGCGCCUCCCUAUGGGGUAAUGUGGAGUGAUGCAAUGAACGUGUUGUGGGUAGCGCCUGCUUGUGGAGUGAUGCAAUGAACGUGUUGUGGGUAGCACCUGCCUAUGGGGUAAUGUGGAGUGAUGGAAUGAACAUGUUGUGGGUAGCGCCUGCUUGUGGAGUGAUGGAAUGAACAUGUUGUGGGUAGCGCCUGCCUAUAGGGUAAUGUGGAGUGAUGGAAUGAACAUGUUGUGGGUAGCGCCUGCCUAUGGGGUAAUGUGGAGUGAUGCAAUGAACGUGUUGUGGGUAGCGCCUGCCUAUGGGGUAAUGUUGAGUGAUGGAAUGAACGUGUUGUGGGUAGCGCCUGCCUAUGGGGUAAUGUUGAGUGAUGGAAUGAACAUGUUGUGGGUAGCGCCUGCCUAUAGGGUAAUGUGGAGUGAUGGAAUGAACAUGUUGUGGGUAGCGCCUGCCUAUAGGGUAAUGUGGAAUGAUGGAAUGAACAUGUUGUGGGUAGCGCCUGCCUAUGGGGUAAUGUGGAGUGAUGAAUGAACAUGUUGUGGGUAGCGCCUGCUUGUGGAGUGAUGGAAUGAACAUGUUGUGGGUAGCGCCUGCCUAUGGGGUAAUGAGGAGUGAUUGUGGGUAGCGCCUGCUGAUUACUGUGUAUUCAGGACAUUUAUAUCCCCUACCUUGGGCACAAUAAUUCUAAUUCCAUCAUAUUCCUCAAAUUCUGCUUUGGAAAAUGUGUUUGCAUUUAAAGGAACAGGGUCCUCAAUGUUUAAUAUCCUAAUAUAAUUUUUGUUAAAUGACCUCUACGGCAGGCAGACAGUGCACAUCAUUCUGAAAGUAACGUAAAAUAUUGGGCAUAGUGUCAGAAAGGGGGUGGGGGGAGCUAGACAAGUAAUUUCACUUUACAGCAAUGCGAUGGGCUGUCAUAAAUAUAUUAAUUUAUUUGGGACAACUUCUAUCUUUUGUAUGGAGUCCUGCAACAUCUGAUGCUGUAUGAGCUGCCAAUCAGGAAGAGUUGACAAAAUGCAUGCUGGGAAAUGAAGUUCUAAGCACCAGGGAAGUGAGAAUCUGUCUCUAUCCAUCUCUUGCAAUUAGGGGGAUAUAUAUCGAUAUAGAGAGAGAUAUAAUAUGUUAAGGAGACCCACCGGUUAAUGCGCGGUUUGCGGGGCAUUCCUGACGUGCUCUGUUUGCUGUGUUAUUUGGGGACAUUUUGCUAACUCUCGUGCUGUGUUUUUGUUUUCCAGACUGGCUGUUUGUGGUUCUUGUUGUUCUCGGAGGGCUGUUCCUCCUCCUGCUGAUCGGGAUCUGUUGGUGCCAGUGCUGCCCACACACCUGCUGCUGCUAUGUGCGAUGCCCAUGUUGCCCAGAAAAAUGCUGCUGCCCUCGAGCCUGUAUGUUCACACCAUCCUAAAAAGUCUUCACUCUAUGGAGAGAUAGGAAAGCAAGCUUAGUUAACAAUUACAUGUCAUACAGUGCAUUGCUUGCCCUAUACGUUCUAGUAUAAUAUUCCACAUUAACGGGAGGGGAGCCAGACAGGGGAAGAUAGUGGGCACUGAAAUCUUUGGAAGGAUUUGGCAGUAAUGGAAUACUGUGGAUACACAGGCAGUGGAUAGCGGAAUCCCCAGGUGGAGACAGACAGUGGGAAGGGGGAUCUCGGAACAGAGGCAGGCAAGAUUGCAAGGAGGAGGCAGACGGUGGGUAGGCGAAUCCUGAGGCAGAGACAGGCUAUUGGUAGUGGCAUUCUGGGGCAGAGGAGGGCGGAUCUCGUGGAUGUGGGGUGCGGGAUUCCAGCGUGGUGGGAGGCGGUCCAUUGAUAGUGGGAUUCUGUGGCCUAGGCGGGCGGUGUGUAGCGAGAUCGCAGGGCGGUAGGUAGCAGGGUCCUAAGGUGGGCAGUGGGUAGCCGGAUCCCGGGGCUGAAUAUGAUGUGGUUUGGGCAGUUAAAGAUAAUUAGUGAGUUUUUUUUUUUUUUUAAAUGCCUCUACUUGGCCAGUUGCUAAUAAAAUUCCAUAUCGUGCCAGUAAUAUUCAAUGUCUUCAUCUUUUAGUGUAUGAAGCCGGAAAAGCAGCCACCUCAGGUGUCCCCAGUAUCUAUGCGACCAGUGUUUACGCCCCCUCCAUGCAUUCCUACCCAAGCCAGGUGAAAGUCCCACCACCAGGCUCUGUGAUCCAUAUGGGGCCUGUACAGUCUGCGUACAAUGGGUACGGACUGGAAUACGAUGCAGCCAGCUCAGGUAAGAACGUGCAAACAGGAAGUAAGGUUUAGCAGACUGUCCCCCAUUCAAGCUGCAGCUUCAAUAAAAUUUCUUUAAUUAGAUUUGUAUUAAAAGAACUCUAAUAUGUAAUACUGACACUAUAGUGGUAAAAUAACCAUUUAGGUACCAGACCCCCUCUUUGUAGGAAAACAAAAGUGAUUUUACUCCCCUUUUGGUGAUUCUUGAAUAGAAACAAGUUAAAAAUAGAUAAAAAGAAUGGGAAAUAUAAGGUUACUGAAAUAUAGAAAAAGAAUAAUAUGAAUAUUUAGCACUGAUUACGUAGUAAAGAUAAGAAGCACUAAUUAAGAAGCAAGAUUAUAGAUAAAAAUGUGUAUAAAUAUAGAAUAGAGAGACGAUUUUUCAUAUAUAUGAAUGGUCCGAGAGGUAAUGUGGGCAUGACCCAAGUUAAUUGGUAAAAAGAUACAAAUAAGGUAAAGGAAUCUGCCUAACAAAGGUAGAAACCCGCCUUACUGAAAAGUAGAGUCAUUCAAAGGUAAUGGCAAAACAACAAAAAAUAAUAAACUUUAUUUAAUCAAGAUCCUAAAGUUAAAAUACGAUAAAGUGGAGAAAGGAGAGCAGGAGAAAGUGUCUUGUAAUAUUCAACAAGUAUAAAGGGUAUAAAAAAUCCCUAUAAAAAACAAAAAAAAAGUGUGCUGAAUACACAAAACAAUAUGUAUAGUAUAGUCCGAGGUGCUCAGGAUAUCCGUUACACAGCAGGCAGCGUACAGAACAUGUUCUAAUAGAGGGAAAAAUAGAUAUCUAAUUAAAAAUAAAUUGGUACUAUAAGAGCAACAGAGCCAAUAGGCUACUCUCAAAUAAACUAAAAAGUAGGAAAUAAAUGGAAAAAUAUACAUAUGAUCAGGACAGAGAAGGAGUAAUGUAUGACCCCCAUUCAAUGAUUAUUAUAAACAACUAUAUAAUUUUAAAUAUCGAUUUAACCGCUGACCGUUGAGUACUGUCAUUGUAAAAAUCCCCUUGACUGUCCUGAACCGUCAUAAUGGUAAGAUGUACUGACCCAAUCGCUGUCAUUCCCCCGGUGGCGAUCAGCGUUGCUCCCAUUGUGGGGAGACUGCCUGCAGCCAUGGCGAAUUAGGACCCCGCCCCAUGUGAUCGCCCAACAGAGCAAUCACAUGGUCACAAUAGGUGUCCAUGUAUCUGCCUGCAGGGGGACUGUCUCUCCCUGCUGCUGUAAAAUGAAUUUUUUUUUUUAAUUAAGGUUUAUAAAAAAUUGCAUUUUGUGUGUGUGCGUAUAUGUAUAUGUGUGUGUUUAUAUAUAUAUAUAUAUAUAUAUAUAUAUAUAUAUAUAUAUAUAUAUAUAUAUAUAUAUAUAUAUAUAUAUAUAUAUAUAUAUAUUGUAUUUUUAUACAUGUAUACUAUGUGUAUAUAUAAAUUAAUCAAAAUAAUACAAAAUAUAUCCAUAUACAAAAUUACAUAGAUAAUUUCAUAAAUAUACACAUAGACUUCAUAUAUAUAAAUAUGCAUAUAUGUUUAAAUGCUACGUGUGUAUUUAUGUAGCUUUUUUACAUAAUUAAGUAAUUUUAUUGAUUGCAAUUUGAGGGACCUGCCUGACAACCCAGGCCGAAAGUCCAGAGAAUUUAAUUUGCUAGCACUGUAUUUUACCUUCUAACUUUCUAUGACACCCUAAAACCUGUACAUGGAGGGGUACUGUUUUACUCGGGAGACUUCGCUGAACACAAAUAUUAGUGAUUCAACACAUAUCACAGUGAUGAUAUUGUCCGUGAAAGUGAUUUUUUUUUUUUAUUAUAACUUUUCACACACAAAUGGCACUUUCACUGAAGAUAUAAUGGUUGUGAUACAUUUUACUGUUUUGAAACACUAAUAUUUGUGUUUAGCAAAGUCUCCUGAGUAGAACCGUACCCCCAUGUGCAGGUUUUAUAGUGUUUUUAAAAGUUACAGGGUCAAAUAUUUUUACAUUGAAAAUUGCCAGGUUGGUUGCCUUUGAGACCAUAUGGUAGCCCAGGAAUGAGAACUACCCCCAUGAUGGCAUACCAUUUGCGAAAGAAGACAACCCAAGGUAUUGCAAAUGGGGUAUGUUCAGUCUUUUUUAGUAGCCACUUAGUCACAAACACUGGCCAAAACUUUGUUUUUUGCAAUUUUCACACUCAAACAAAUAUAAAUGCUAGCUUUGGCCAGUGUUUGUGACUAAGUGGCUACUAAAAAAGAUUGUACAUACCCCAUAUUGAAUACCCGGGGUUGUCUACUUUAAAAAAAAAAUAUGUACAUGUGAGGUGUGAUUCAGAGAUAUGACAGAUAACAGUGUUACAAUGUCACUAUUGAUACAUUUUAAAAAUAUAUAUUUUGAAACGGCAAUUUCCUACUUGUACUUAUAGUCCUAUAACUUGCAAAAAUAGCACGUAAACACUGGGUGUUUUUAACCCCUUAAGACCGGAGGGCGUACUAUUACGCCCUAUUCUAAGCGGCUCUAAACACCGCCGGGCGUAAUACUAUGCCCUCCGGUCUUUUCCUUCUUACCCCCGCGGCAUGUGAGAGUGGGGUCCUUGCGAGGACCCCACAAUCACAUGGCCGGGGGUAGUUGCCUCCUGCAUUGCCAGGACGGGGGCUGCCUGUAAUGACAGGUGGUCCCCCUGCUGGCUGAAAAUAAAAUUUAAAUAAAUUAAAGUGUAAAAAAAAAAUAAUAUAUACUUAGAUCAUAUAUAUAUAUUUUUUUUAUUUAUAUACAUUUUUAUUUUUCAAUUUAAAAUUUCAUCCAUAUACACACUUUCAGAGAAAAAUAGGUUUUAAAAUAUUACAGUAAAUUGAAUAUUGUACACAUUGUUAGUAAAACCAUAUUUUGUACAUUUAUACGCUGACUACAAUCAAAAUCAAUAGAUUACAUACAUUGACCUCUUUCUUACACUUCCACAUAAAGCUGCUACGUUACCUAAGGGAGGUUGUCAUUAGGGGGAGGGGGGUUUUAGGUUUUAAGACUAAGAUAUCUAUUCCAAGGGGCCCAAAUCUCCUCAUAUUUCUCCUUGGAUACUUUAUUUAUUGCUAUACCUGCUUCCAUCCUGCAUUGAUAAUCCACUUGUACACAAAUAUCUUGCCAAACUAACGGGCCCAUAUUUCUCCAAUUUCUAGCCAUAACCAGUGUGAUUGCUAGCCAUAACCAGUGUGAUUGCCAUAAAGAUGUGGAUCAUAAGAAUUUAUAUAUCUGAUCUAAAUAAAUUAAAUAUAUAUAUAUAUAUAUAUAUAUAUAUAUAUAUAUCUAUCUCUAUCUGUCUAUCCACAUACACACACAUACACUGUCUAGGUGUAUUUUACUAUUAAUAUAUAUAUCAAAUUACACGUAGACUGAUACUGAUUAAAUAUAUAUAAUUAUUGUGUGUGUGUGUAUAUAUAUGUGUAUAUAUAUAUAUAUAUUCUAAAAAAAUUAAAUAUGUAAAUACGUUAAAAAAUAUAUAGCUGUUAUUUCGUUCUAACUGUAUUGUGAAAUUAAUAUAUAUAUAUAUCAAUCAAAAUACACGUAGAACGAAAUAUAUAUAUCUAUAUACAUAAAUAUAUACGUAUAUCAAUAUAUAUAUAUAUAUAUAUAUAUAUAUAUAUAUAUAUAUAUAUAUAUAUAUAUAUAUAUAUAUAUAUAUAUAUAUAUAUAAAAAGAACUCUUAAUCCUUGCACACUGACCAAACAGUAAUAAUAUCCGGGUGCUUGUAAUCCAGGGUAAAUGGAGAUAUAGAUAGGCAGAAAAUGGCCAGCACUCACGGUUUCAGGUAAAAGUUAAAAUUCAGAAAUUUAUUAGAACAUCUUUAAAAAUGUAGCAGCUCGACGUUUCAGUCCUCCUCCGGGACUUAUUCCUGAUGAAAGUCCCGGAGGAGGACUGAAACGUCGAGCUGCUACAUUUUUAAAGAUGUUCUAAUAAAUUUCUGAAUUUUAACUUUUACCUGAAACCGUGAGUGCUGGCCAUUUUCUGCAUACAUACAUACAUAUAUAUAUAUUUGAAAAAAAUUAUAUAGAUAUAUACAUAUAUAUACACACAUAUAUUAAUUCUACAUAUAUAUUUAUGUAAUAUUUUUACAUAAUUGGGUAUCUUAAUUACAAUUAGCGGGACCUGCCUGACAACCCAUGCCGAAAGUAAAGGGAAUUUAAUUUGCUAGCACUAUAUUUAACCCUAUAACUUUCCAAGACACCAUAAAACCUGUACAUGGGGGGUACUGUUCUACUCGGGAGACUUCGCUGAACACAAAUAUUAGUGUUUCAAAACAGUAAAAUGUAUUACAACGAUGAUAUCGCCAGUAAAAGUGACUUUUUUUGCAUUUUUCACGCACAAAUAGCACUUACACGGACGAUAUUAUUGCUGCGAUACUUUUUACUGUUUUGAAACACAAAUAUUUGUGUUCAGCGAAGUCUCCCGAGUACAAUAGUACCCCUCAUGUACAGGUUUUAUGGUGUUUUCAAAAGUUACAGCGUCAAAUAUAAGGCUUGUGUUUCAUUUUUUUCACAUUAAAAUUCGCCAGAUUGGUUACGUUGCCUUUGAGACCCUAUGGUAGCCCAAGAAUGAAAAUUACCCCUAUGAUGGCAUACCAUUUGCAAUAGUAGACAACCCAAGGUAUUGCAAACAGGGUAUGUCCAGUCUUUUUUAGUAGCCACUUAGUCACAAACACUGGCCAAAAUUGGCAUUUUUUGCAUUUUUCACACACAAACAAAUACUAACGCUAACUUUGGCCAGUGUUUGUGACCAAAUGGCUACUAAAAAAGACUGGACAUACCCCAUUUGCAAUACCUUGGGUUGUCUACUAUUGCAAAUGGUAUGCCAUUAUGGGUGUAAAUUUCAUUCCUGGGCUACUAUACAGUCUCAAAGGCAACGUAACCAAUCUGGCGAAUUUCAAUUUCAAAUGUAACGUGCUAUAUUUGACCCUGUAACUUCCCAAAACGCCAUAAAACCUGUACAUAGGGGGUACGGUGUUAAAAUCGUAUUUGUUCUCCCAUUUUUUUCAUAUUAAAUUGUUUCAUAGCUAAAUAUUUGAUAUUAAAUGAAAGCCCUGUUUCCCCUGAAUAAAAUGAUAUAUAAUAACGGUGGGUGCAUUUACUCUGAAAGAGGUGAAUUACGGUUGGACAGACAUGUAGCGCAAAUGCCAGGUUUUGUUUACAUUUUGUUUUGUUCACAACGUGUACAUUUGGCUCCGUCCUUAAGGGGUUAAACUCAGGACAACAUUUUGAAGCUAUUUAGCAGUUUUUUUUCAUUCACAUUCGUAGGUAAGUAAAAGAUUUUUCAAGUAAAAGUCAAAAAACAUGUUUUGUUUUUUCAAUUUUUCACCAGAUUUUACUUUUUAAAAAAAGUAAAUUAUAUGACAUGAUACAAAUAAUAGUAUGUAAAGAAAGCCCUUUUUGUCCUGAAAAAAAACAAUAUAUACUUUGUAUGGGAACAGUAAAUGAGAGCGCGGAAAAUUACAGGUAAACACAAACACCACAAAAGUGUUAAGAGCCCUGGUCCUUUAACGUAAAACAUGUCCAAAACAGUCCGGUCCUGAAGGGGUUAAAAAUAAAUAGAAUACUAUGUAAAUAGAAGAAUGCUAAAAUUAUCUAAGGGACAACUUGAAACUCUCAAUACCCCUAUGACACAAGAAGAAAUAAAAACGGCAGUUAAUAAAUUUUAAAAUAAAUAAAGCACCAGGACCAGACGGAUAUACAAAAAGAUAUUUAGGAAUCUGCUGUCCGAACGUCUCUCCAGAGUUUUUAAUAAAAUAAUUAACAAACGUACCUUCCCUAAGGAAUUGCUAAGGGCAAAUAGCAUCCCCAUUCUGAAACCAUAUAAAAAUCCGGAAAUAGUAUCUAGUUAGCGUCCUAUAUCUUUAUUAAACGGCGAUGUUAAAAUAUGCCACUGUCCUUGCUGAGAGACUAAAGAUAAAUAUUUCAGGAUUAAUACAAAAGAUCAAGUGGGAUUUGUCUCAGGUAGACUUGCUAAUAGUAGUUUUUAAGAAGAGUUCUGGAUAUUUAUGAUGCGGAACAACGUAUGAACCCUGUCAUUGGACGAAGAGAAGGGCUUUGACCGGGUCAGAUGGAAAUUUCUGGAUAAUACUUUGACGGCAUGAUGCUAUUAUGACCUUGUAUACGGUACCCUCAGCGAGAACAGUGGGACCAGGGAUAGAAACAGAGUGGUUUACAAUAGCCAAUGGCACAAGGCAGGGGUGCCCCUUGUCCCCCAUGCUAUAUGUAUUGGCAAUAUAGCCUCUUGCAAAAUUUAUGAGAGACUCUGAAGAUAAGUGGUCUGGUGAUGAAAAAGGGGGAGCAUAAAAUAAACCUUUUAUGCUGAUGUAUUGACCACUGUGGAGAGACAUAGGAUCUCGGUACCUGAAUUGAUUAAAAUAAUAGAUCAUUAUAAUAAAUAUUCAAAUUAUAAAUUGAAUGAAAGUAUGACCAUAGUAAGAACAAAUAGAGUUAAUAGGAUAGAACAAAAUUUAAUUGUAUGUGGGUAAAGGAUGAUAUUACCUUUCUAGGCAUUAAAAUUCCAAGAAACCCAAAAAGGAUAGUAAAGGCAAACUUUCUUCCACUAACAAAAUUUACAAAUAAAAUUUUGAAGGAAUGGGUCAAUAAGGACAUUUUAAGAUUUCAUUGAUAUGACAAUUAAACACUAUAAGAUCUUACAUCUUACUAAAAUGUAACUACAUAUUUAGAAUGAUACUUGUUCAAGUGCCUUUGGUAUGGCUAAAAAUGAUCCGGACAGCAUUUUUCAAAAUUUAUAUGGCAAAAAAAAGAAACCCAGAAUUAAUCUAAAGCCAUUGUCAAAAAAGAAAAAUGAAGGUUUAGCUAUCUCCGAUAUAAAUUAUCAUAAAGCCUGAAUGAUUUAUCAUGCUAUUGACUUAUGUAUGAAUUCUCGAAGCAUGGUAUCAGUUAGAAUCAGAAAUUAUAGAAUGUGAUUAUAUGAUUAUGGUCUUUUGGACAAUGGGUAGAAAGUACAUCAACAAAGCAGAUCCUAAAAAAUCGUUGGUUAUAGUAAAUAUUCUGAGACUGUGGCAAAGACUUCAAAAGGAUCUCAAAAUAGAAAAAAGAUUGCUAGAUCUUUUGGCUAUAGAAUUAAUAUCCGGAAAUAUUGUAGAUAUAAGUGUAAGAAGCUGGAAGGAGGCAGGAAUUGGGAAACUCUGGGAAUGUAUAUCGGGAACGGAAAUUAAAACCGAAUAUAGAUUGCCAAACAGAGAAAUCUUCACAUAUUUAAGAAUUAAACACUUUUUGGAAAAGUAAUGAUUACCUAACAAAAAAUAUGAAAACAGAUUAAGAACAAUUCUUAGAGGUCAGAAUACAAGGGGACUGAUGUCUUCCUGUUUAGAAAUGCUAAAAGAAAUAAAAACUGAAAAUAAUUUUAAAGCAAAAAGAGCAUGGGAAAAGAUCUGAACAGAGAGAUAAGAGUAAGAAUGGAUAAAGUCUAUUACAAAUGUUAUUUAAUACAACGGUACAUAGCGUAGAGAAUUUCUAUAAAUGAAUAAACCGUUUGUAUAUUGUCCCCGUAAAACUGGCUAAAAAUGUAUAAAGACGGAGCAGAUUGUUGGAUAUGUGGCAGUGCAAAGGGCAAUUACCCACAUAUUUGGUGGAGUUGUGAGCUUAUUGGAAACCCGAUAUGUACAUUAUUGGGUAUUGAUCAGGUUUAGACUGGCCUAAAAUGUCUAAAGAGUGCAAUAUGAUAACACGUAUUCUGAUGGCCUCAGAAUUGGUAUUGGCAACAAACUGGAGAAGAAUGGAAUGUUCUUAAUCCCCAAGUGCCAUAUCAAUGGAAAAUGGAAAUGAGUAUAAAUAGAAAUAAAUCCUACAGUUUGACAAAAAUAAAUAAAUGGAAAACCCUACAAGCAUAAUAGGGGAAAAAAGUGACCGAUACAUGUCUCUCUCUAAGUGGCAAAUGAAGUAAAGAAAAGCAAUAAAUAUAUACCUUAACCAAAAGCUUAUACAGAAAGUUAUGUGUGGAAAAGUAUGUUUUUGAAUGUAGUAGUGAAUGUUCCUCAAUAUGUAUCACAUUCUCCAAAAGAGAAAAUAUAUAUUUUGAUAAAUAAUAGAAUUUUUUUUAAAUAAAAUAGAUGUAGCUUCCAGAUUAACAUGUGUUUAUUCUUGUUGUAGUGGGAGGACACAGUUCCCAAGCACCCCUUCUUGUUCGAGAUGAUGUUGCCAACUCAGGUACGAGAUUUCCAUAUGCAGCAGUUUAAUAUUUAUUUAUAAAAUAUUUUACCAGGAAAGGUACAUUGGGAUUUCUCUCGUUUUCAAGUAUGUCCUGGGUCCACAAAUCAUUGCAUUGAUACAUUAGGUUACAAAAACAAUAUUAAUACAUAAUAUAUACAACAUUUAACAUAGAACAGGUAGGAAAUAUAUAAUCAACCAUGACACGUGCAUGGGGAAGAUUUUAAAGUGUGCAGGAGGUAGUUUCGUAAUUGCGGCCCUCUGUAGGAAAAGGAGGAUCGGGCUGCUUUCUUUUUGUAUUGAGGUAGACUAAAUAAAGUGCUGGUACUGGAUUGGAGGUUAUAGGGGGUGGGAACAACAGAGGAGAGCAUUCUGCUCAGGUGGGGGGGGAAUUUCCCAAAAAAGCUCUUAAACACAAGGCUGGAAAGAUGAAGGGUGCGUCUGGAUUCCAGCGACAGCCAGUUUAGUUCCUUUAGCAUGUCACAAUGAUGGGUCCUGUAAUUACAUUGUAGCACAAAUCGACAGAACGAGUUAUACAAUGUGUUGAGUUUAUUAAUGUGGGAUUGCGAUGCAGUUGCAUAUACUAUAUCCCCAUAAUCAAUGAUUGGCAUCAGCAUUUGCUGUACAAUCUUUUCCUUUACUGUAGAGCUUAGGCAGGCUUUGUUUCUGUACAGGGCACCUAGUUUUGGAUAAAGUUUAGAUGCAAGCUUUUCUAUGUGCAGGCCAAAAGAUAGAUUGGGGUCUAAUAUCAUACCCAAGAAUUUAAAAGAGUGGACUGCGGUCAGUGUGCCAUUUGAAUUUGUUUUGAUGGAUAGGUGGAAAUUGUGUAAUUUAGGUACUGUUCCAAAGAUCAUUGUGACAGUUUUGUCAGUGUUCAGGAAGAGUUUGUUUUUUGCGAUCCACCUUUCUACCUCUGUAAACUGGUCUUGAAGCACAGCCUCAAGUUGCGGUAGAUUGGAUUUGCUUGCAUAGAUUAUGGUGUUCUCUGUGUACAUGUGAGGAUGUGCAGACAUUAGGCAGAUCAUUUAUAAGUAAUGUGAAUAUGGAACCUUGGGGUACACCACAUGUGACUGGGAGAGAGAGAGUCACUGCCAAAAAUGGACACAUAUUGUGAUCGAUCCGAUACAUGAUCGAAACCAGGUUAGUGCACAAGCACCAAUACCUGAUUUUUAUUUUUGUUUUUUUUUAGUUUGUGCAGUAGAAUGUCAUGGUCUACUGUGUCAAAGGUCUUUGCAAAAUCCAGGAAAAUAGCUCCAGUUAGGUCUCCUUGUUCCAUGCCAGCUUGGAUGUCAUUGCAAACUUUUAAGAGGGCAGUUUUAGUGGAGUGAUUCUGGUGAAAGCCCGAUUGAUCAGGGGUCGGAUUGUUUGAUUGUUGGUAAUACUCACGUAGUUGCUUAUGGACGCAAGAUUUUUGACAAUACUGGGAGCAAUGAUAUUGGGUGAUAGUUAGAAACAAAAAUAGUGUCCCCACUUUUAUGGAUAGGCACUACUCUCGCAGCCUAACAAAGUUUGGGUAUGUAUCCAGACACCAAGGAUUCGUUAAUUAGGGUUGUGACAGGUUUAGAAAUUGCCGGCGCACUGAGCUUCAACAGCAUUGCUGGGAUUUGAUCAGGUCCAGACUGGUUUUUAAUGACACUAAUAGGUACAGGUCUAAAACUGAACUUGUCUAUGCAAAUUAGCAAAUUUAGUGGGGCCUGGUCCACAUUAGUAGUUUCAGGAUGCGUGUCAUUUAUUAGCUUGGCAAUCAGGGUGGUGGAGCUUCCGACAAAAUAAUUGUUAAAGACAUUUGCUACAUCUAAGGGAAGUUGCAGGGUUUGGUUGUCCACUUUGACAGUUGAGGGUUGGGAGUGGAUUGGGGGAGUUUGUAAUUUAUUUAUGACUUUCCAAAAGUUACUAGGGUUUGAAAUGUUGUUCAGAUUUUCAUAGAAAUAUUGGGCUUUGGCCAAUUUUGUUUGUUUUUUGUGCAUAUAUUUCGCCAUUGUCUAUAUGCACCGUGAUCAUUCAUAGAGCCAGUACGCUUGAACUUUGACCACAAAGAAUCCUGAAACUGGUACAUUUGGAUGAGGUCAGCUGAGAUCCAAUUCAUAUGCGCUCCUUUUACCCUCACCUUACGCAGCGGGGCAUGCAAAUUCCAAACUUGUAGGGGUUCAGACUGAAAGAAUUCAACUGCACAGUCUAGAUCUGAAAUUAGGUUUAAUCUGUGCCAUGGGCGGUUCUUGAUGUAAUUUAGAAAGGAUUACAUUUUUUUUUUUUUUUUGAAGGACUUGGGGAUUUUAACCUUGAGAGUUGAUUUAGUAGCUUAUUUUGCGCACGCAGUACACAAAGCAGUGGACACUGAAACUGUUAGGGAGAACACCGGCCUCCUGGAUUCUAUCAGGAGAAGUGAAGAGAAUCCAAUCGAGCAGGGUAUGGUUAAGGCUUUUAAUGUUUAUGCGAGUUGGGGAGGAGAUUAUUUGCGUUGGCUUCAAAGUCUCGAACAGUGACCAAGAACUAUUAUUUUUAGGAUUCAGCAAAUCAAUAUUAAAAUCUCCAAAGACCAACAGUUCACCUGUGAAUUGGAUACUUUAGAAUUUUGUGAGGUUUUUGUAGGAGGGCUAUUUUUUUUUUAUAACGCUCCACCAGCCCUCAGCAGUUACAGCAACAGAGCAGGCCAUGGUGUAUGAUAAUUUUGUCUUCCAGUUUGAGGUGUGUGCUUAUAGUGCGGUAGUGAUGUGAACAAAAUUGGAGUGCGAAAAGGGUUAUUAAGAAUAACAGUAUGGUUAUAUUUGGAUUCAUGUUAGUGGUAUGAGGUGUGUAGAUGAAAACGAAACACAAAUAGUUAAAAGCGAAAGUUUAAAAAUAAAAGUAUAUAACAUUGGUGUGAUUUUUUUAUAUAUAUAUAUAUAUAUAUAUAUAUAUAUAUAUAUAUAUAUAAUUUGUAGUGAGAGAGGGUAUGUAUUCUGUAGGGUUAAGAGAUUGGAAGGGUGUGCUGAUCAGUGUUUGCACCUGUCAUUUCAGGAGAAUGAAGGUUGUGUGGGAGACUAUCUAUAAAUGAGGAAAUAACUGGGUGGGAGGGAAACUGUCCUCCAAAAGGCUACCUGUUGCAUAGGGCAGUGGAACAGCUGAUGGAGCUCUGUGUUGCCUGCAAGUCUGGGGCUGGAUACAUUUUGAUAAUAGAUAGGCGCAUUUUUCCUGCUUGUGGCACAUGGUUUAAGUAAUGGUUAGUAAAGCAUUUCAAGGUAGUUAUUAAAUGCAGCUGUGCUAGUGUCCUCUAUUAGAUGGUGGCAUUCUGGUAUCCUGUAUAAUCUGUGGCCAAGUCUGGUCCAGAUGGGUAACCAUUCCUAAUAUUGCAGCCCAAUCCCCGGAGAUAAUACGGCCGGUGAUAUAUUGAGGACAUUGCUUUCUGGUGGUGUCUACAUAACCAUUGUGUUUACAUAAAAUAACAGUAGUAAUUCACAAACUGAGGAUACCGCACUCACAUUGGGGAAUCCAGGUGCUUAUCAGGGCCAGGGUUGGCAAAACCCAGAUCAGUAGAUAAAACGAGUGUAACUGAGCUUCCUUUUCCCCCUGUUGGAUGCCUCCGCCGAUGGAUGCUCCUAGUGCUUACCAAGGGCUCCAAGCACUUCGCCAGACACCAUAAGUACUGCAGACCCCACGAACCACCGCAACUUGGUUGGGGUCUCGCCGUCUCAUAACCACCCUUGUCCUACAACAAAGCUCCAGGUUCCAGUGGGUGAACCUCUCUUCCUUCAGAGUGUAGCAGGAACAGCACUUACAAGAGCUAGUGAUUAUCCAAUGGUGAUCAUAGCAAUUCCCCCCAAUAAGAGACAAGACUGAGGGUGAAGUAGAACUGAAAGUUUAAUGGAGCAUACUGGUCUUUUAUACAAGUUUCCCAACAAGGUUGACGCCCAGGUGGACCUUGUUGGGCACAGGACACAAAAUAUGCAAGCCAAUAAAAGCAGUGUAACAAUGAACGACACUCCCACAUACAUUUCACAAUCCCUCCCCUCUGCCUGUGAUACAAAUAAGGUAGAUAAUACAAGAACUUAAUUAUCUCCAGACAGAAAAAACACACAUUUUUAUAAAGUGCCAUAAGUACCCCAAAACACAACAUAUCUCCUGAUAGCACUGAUCUGGGUGAACAACAUAUCCAAAAAUCACCCAGAUCAGAUCAGAAGUUCAGAAAUUUUAUGGAAGCAGGAUUUCAUGCCCAAAACAGUUCCACAGAUUCAGCAGCACGCUGGAGGACCGACCAGGAACCGCAAGGUUUUCAUGCUGUAAAUCGUUCCAGGGCAUUCGCGGCUAAGUCCCCCUGAAGUCUAUUCACAGUUUUAGUCCAUGCAAACAAGAUGGCCUCCACCACGUGUUCAAAUGUCGAAUGGCGGCCAUUUCAACUGUUCGGGAGUUUGAAGAACUAAUGUUUAAAGUGCCAAUAGGCACAUUUAGGGUCUCUCAGCCAAGAUAAAUUAAAGGGGCCAUAGUCAGAGGCUAAAAGGCUGGCAAGUAGUCCCCUCCAAAACCCAGUGGCGAAAUGGAUUUCGUCACAAUGAGCUUGAUAAAGGGCUCUGUAUAGGCCGAAACGCUGCAGUUUUUGUUUCAAUAAACCUGCCUUCCUGCAGCAAUCCUGAGUGCCUGGACCUAAUUUAGUUUAUCUAAAACUAGCUAGAACAAGGCUAGAAGAUGGAGUUAUUUCAACAAUUCUAUUUGGAUUCUGCAUACUUGACAAGCCCGCUUAUAUUAAAUGGAGUUUACAUUGUUACAUGGCAAAACUGCUUGGGGAAAAAAAUCAGAAAUUCAUUAUUACACCUGCUUAACAAAAAUUGAUUCUGUUUAAGAAGUUUUAAUGAUUUCAAGUUAUUUUAAUGGUUUUAUCUUCUUUAAGUUCGCAGUGGUUACCGCAUUCAAGCCAAUCAACAAGAUGAUUCCAUGAGAGUCCUUUAUUAUAUGGAGAAAGAACUGGCAAAUUUUGACCCAGCCAGACCUGGGGAGGGCAAUGGCAGAUUUGAACAGAGUAAGUCACAGUAAAAGUUGAUAUUUGAAGAUUAUGGAAAUGUAUGAAAAUGAUUCGAUACAAUUUGUAUUUCCAGCAUCAGCAAUGAGCGAGAUUAGCUCCUUGCAUGAGACAGAUCAUCGAAGCCACCUAAGAAAUGGUUUGGGCCAGCUACGCAAUCAGGCAUUGACUCCAAUCCGGGAUGUUGAGGAGGAAAGCCUCAUUGGAAGUGAAUUCAGACGUCCCCCACCAAGACAAGACCCUUAUGUGGAAGAUAGAUUCCGAGGAGAAAGGCGUGCUCGAGCUCACUCAAUGGAUGAUUUGGAUGAUUUUGACAGACGAGAUAGAUACCCAUAUCGUGAUCUACCAUCCGACAGCCACAAUCGGGGAAGGCGUAACUCUGACGAUGACCAUAGCAGCAGGGGCUACAAUAGAAGUCGGGGCAGCCGCUCACCUGAACUACGUGAUGACUACUACGGAGGACGAAGAAGUCGAAGCAGAGAUGAUCUCCAGGAUUUAGGCCGUCCUCGAUAUGACAGAGAGUAUGAUGAUCAAUUUCUUCAGGAUGUUUUGAGGAAAAAGAAGCAAAAAUCAGGAAGCAGAGAUGGUUUAGAAAGUGCGGGUGCAAGAAGGAACCGUAAUGAUGACAAUGAUGACUUCCCUCCUCCACCACCUCCAUACACUGAAAAUGAAUCCAUCUCUUCUAGGGGCAAGAAGAUGAAAAAGGUAAGUCAGUCAUUUCAAAUUACCUUACCAACUGCUCACUAUCAUGCUGGAGCAACCAUACAGCGAUGAUCGUAAGACGUGAGAUUGAAUGGGGUUUUAGAAAGCACAAUAACCAUCUGUGCUUCUCCAGUUGUGGCCAGACCGGUUGCUUCUAUCAUGGACAAGUACGGCUUAUGAAAAACAUAGCUAGAUAAUAUAAACUGUACUGUGGCUCGUAAAUAAUGGGCAUCUGUCCCUUCAACUCAAAACCCAUUGCUUGUAGUUAUGCUGGCUAGAAAAUUCUAUUUGUAGAAAUGUGACUUAUACAGGAUAUAUCUUGCCUAAAGAGUGCAAUUUCUAAGUGAGCAUCUUAUUUAAAGAUCCUGGGGUACCCUUCUCUAGAGAAUAAAACAGAUACAUGAUGCACGCACAGUACUAGUUGCAUACCCAUCAUACCACUGAUUAUAAAAAUAUGCUGUGCUAGAUGGGGCAGCACUACACACUCCAUAAUCCAUUAAUAUUAAAGACAUUUUUGUGAAUUGGUAAACCAGUAGCAGUUUAGAGAGCUUUGUAAGAAAUAUAGAAUGUGCCUUCUGCAGCAAAUUGAAUGAAAUACUCAUUUUUCGGGGGAGGGGUGGCAAUGCCACUUUAAGCACUUUGAAACUAAAUUGUCUCAUAUUCUUAGUCAGUGUUUCAUUGGAAUAAUAUCAUGUUACAGCUCUGAAUACUUGGGAUUUGUUCUAUUAUGUAUUCGUAUAACUAAAUUGCAUUCAUGGUGACAGAUUAAUGUCUCUUUAACCCCUUAAGGACCAAACUUCUGGAAUAAAAGGGAAUCGUGAUGUGUCAUGUGUCCUUAAGGGGUUAAAGCUAAAAGAUAACUGAGCAUUUGUGGAUUUAUAUUCUUCAUGGUUGUCUUUGCUAAUCCAUGAAUAUUCUGUUUUAUUCCCCAGAGUGAAGCUCUGAGUCGGGAGAGUUUGGUUGUUUAAAUCAUUUUGAAUUCGCUGGGAGAAAUUAAAAUGGGACUUCUACAAUUUUUAUAUAUUUUUUUAAAUUUAAAGACUGCAUAUUCUCAUGAAUAUUUGGAGUGGAUUUACUAGGGAGUUAUUUGUAUUUUUUUUAUUUUAGAAGAAACUUAAUGUAUAACGUUUUUUUAAGUCAAAUUUUUGUUGUAAAGUUAACAUUUUGACUGUUUUUGGAUUUUUUUAACAAUUUGUGUAGAAGAAAGUGAUUGAUAUAGUGUAUAAUUCGUUUAUUUUAUUUUUUUGUACAUUUUCUAUAAGUCUUACGUAUUUUUGAAGUUUAAGUGGUAGAUCUGUGUCUUCUUCUUAAACUAAGUAAAACAGGGCUAACCAGGUUUCAGAACUACAACUGCUGCGGCAAGUAUCUCUUCUGAAACACUGGUGCAAAACUAGCAAAUGUACAUAUCCCCACAUUUAGGAUAUCGUGAAUAUGAGUUGUAAUCUUCUAUUGCGUCUAUUACCAGUUUUGUACAUUCUCUUAUCAAUGAAAGCUGUGAAAAUAAUUUGAUUAAUUUCUAUAUUGAAAUGUUAUCAUAAGUGUACUGCACACUCUUAAUACCGAGAUGAGACUCUCAGUUACCCAGUACCAGCCUCACGAGUCAGUGCUGGUACAUAGCAUACAAUCCAAUGCGCUCUUCUACUGAAUAAAACAUUUUGUGAUUCAUUUUCGAACAGUCUUUUUUUUUUUUUUUUUUUUACUGCGUUUGACUAGAAUAAGACUGGAUAUUUCUCUCACACUGCCAUAGAUCUCUCACACUGCCAUGGACUUGUCACCAAGUGUCUGCUUAUCUCUCUCAGAUCUGGGAAACGACCUUUAGAAAUAACACACACAGAACAACGCAAUGUAUUUCUAUCACGCCUUUCAGUUUAAUCCUUCACCACAGAGAGGAUAUCUAGAUUAUUAGUCUGGGGGGAAACACGUUAUUCAGGCAGAGAGGAUAAGGUAAUAUGUGUCCAUACUUCCCGUAAUUUUCUUUUCUUGGUCAUAUGCCAUGGCAGCACAACGAUGGGUAGCUCCUCCCUAUCCCUAAUUAGACAGGAACUAAUUAAAAUAAAUGUAAGUACCUCCUCCUAUCCCCUCCUCCCUCAGUCUUGUUACUAGCAAUAUCCCAGGGUGGGACCCUUGUGCUGCCAUGGCAUAUGACCAGAAAAAGAAAAUUACGGUAAGUAUGGAUACAUUUUCCCUUUUCCUGGCCAUAUCCAUGGCAGCACAACGAUGGGUAAUACCCAAGCAAUAACCAAGGGAGGGAAGAAUAAAUAAAGAUACCACAGACUCUGAAAUAUCAUAUGCAAAGUGUUUUGGUACCACAAACCAAGUGACAAACACCAAAACUUCAGGAAUCAAGGGUUUCAUACAGAAAGGAGACUUUUAGCAAAUUAGUCUGAAAGACUGGCUCUGACAUCCACUUGGUAAUGUCUGAUGAAAGUAUUGGCAGAGGACCAAGUGGCAGCUCUACAAAUCCGUUUAGGAGAGACCUUGGAAGAGGAGGCCCAAGAGGAGAAAAGGGAUCUUGUGGAAUGAGCUUUGAGUCCAUGUGGGACUGGAGCUUUCGAGGCUUGAAAAGCUUGGAUAAGGGCUGAAACAAUCAAUCUGCUAAUGGUAGAUUUAGGAGCCUGACUGCCCUUUCUACAUCCAUUAUAAAGGACAAAGAGGCCUGGAGACGAACGCCAAGGGGCGGUUCUGUCAAUGUAGAUUCUGAGGCAUCUCACCAAAUCCAAGGAGGAAAUAUCUGUCAUCCCCAUCUACUUGUGGAACAGGAUGCAAAGCUGUGAGAACAAUUUCCUUGUUAAUAUUCAAGGCGGAGGUGACCUUAGGCCACAAUUCUGGCAUAGUACAAAGGACGUCCCUGUCCUUAAGGAAGACCGUGAAAGGCUCCUUGACUGACAGAGCAUGAAGUUCUGAGACCCUUCUGCCUGAGGCCAAAGCCACCAGUAAGGCAGUUUUAAUGGAGAGGAAAUGGAACAGCUAAAAUUUCAGGCGAACGGCUAAAAGCACGAACGGACACAAAACCAAUCAGCAAACCAGUGAAAAAAUGAAUGCCAAGUUGAAAACGAAAGAAACCACAGGGACUUACACCUUCAGAAGGACAGCGGAAACGGCAGAGAGAAGACAGAAACAGGGAGAAGUUCAGACCAGCAAGGUACAGGUCUAGGUCCAUAUUCACUUGCUCACUGCUACCGCUAGGGUCACUGCAGCAUUGGGAAACCAGGCAUAACAGCUUCCUACCCCUUGGGUUACAGCAAGUACCAGACCCCCGGUCACUAAAGGGGUACUCUCCAGGGGCUCACCUUUGCGCAGGGCCGUGUAACUGGAGACUUCCCAAGGGAGAGAGGCUGAACUCCCAAGGGGCCAGGGGCACAAAUCCCCAGGUAAGCCAUAAAAGAAAAAUAAUAGUUGCAAGGAAAAAAAGCAUAGGACAGGACCAAAAAGACUGAGGGAUAGGAGGAGGUACUUAAACAAUUAUUUUAAUUAGUUACUGUCUAAUUAGGGAAAGGGAGGAGCUACCCCUCGUUGUGCUGCCAUGGAUAUGGCCAGGAAAUAUAGAUUAUUAGUCUAGGGGGAAAGCAAGGGAAAGCCCCAGCAAAGCAUUUUAGAGGCCGCUUGGUCUCUAAUCAAUAUAUAUAUAUUUGAUGCAUAAGCAAUAAAAUUGAC
Molecule: messenger RNA, 27813 nt
Organism: Pelobates cultripes (western spadefoot toad)
Lineage: Eukaryota; Metazoa; Chordata; Amphibia; Anura; Pelobatidae
Source: the annotation of a GenBank genome assembly